Messenger RNA from Pieris macdunnoughi, 414 nucleotides. The record is from the annotation of a GenBank genome assembly. Lineage: Eukaryota; Metazoa; Arthropoda; Insecta; Lepidoptera; Pieridae.
AUGUGGCGAAUAGCGCCACUAGUGAUACGGCUCCUGGCUGUGUCACUGGUGGCGCUGGUGCUCGCCGACCCCGGCCCAGGCGGGACCAGCAUGGUGUCCCGAAAACCAGAUAGACCCGAGCGUCCGGUCCGGGCCACGGGGCCUCCUCGCCGCCAGGGACGAAAGAAGAAACGCACUACCACCACAACCACUGUUGAACCGGAUGAUGAAGAUGAGCAUACCACAAUUCCAACUACCACUAUAGAUCCACGGCUCUUUGAUCACAAACACAAAUACGAGUAUACAAAGGUUUCUAAAGGAAUGCUUGAGGACGUGAAGCUAUUUAAAUUGUUUGUUUCCAAAGCUACGAACGUAAUUUGUAUGGGAACAUCAGAAGAAUUCGCUGAGUUAGUUGCUAGGACGACUGGAUAUUAG